Messenger RNA from Medicago truncatula (barrel medic), 4005 nucleotides. RefSeq names its product RNA polymerase II C-terminal domain phosphatase-like 1. The coding region runs from base 453 to 3329 and encodes 958 amino acids. NCBI's taxonomy places the organism in Eukaryota, Viridiplantae, Streptophyta, Magnoliopsida, Fabales, Fabaceae. The record is from RefSeq and is a predicted model, not a curated record. The transcript has 17 exons. Gene Ontology annotation, molecular function: RNA polymerase II CTD heptapeptide repeat phosphatase activity.
UGGCAAACGCAUUAGGUUGUGCAAGUGCGAGUACUAUUUCUGACCUUUCGUUUUCUGGAUCUAGGGUUUCUGUGACGCUCUCUCUUGAAUCUCAAUUUCAUCAUCAUCUUCACAAAAAACCCCAAUCUUCAAACCCUAAUCACCACCUCCCUCUAAUCAAUACUACAAUUCUAUCGGAGAUUCACAAUCAGGCGCAAAUUGAAUUAGGGUUCAUCGAUCAAAUCGAAUAUUAUUACUAUUAUCAAAUUUUCACCCAAAUCGCCGUCACCAUCACUUUCAAUUCACGGAUCUAAAAAUUGGCCUAAUUUUUCAUUCUAUUUUAUAUAUUUUGUAAAUCAGAUGAAUUUUAAACCGAUUUUGACGCCAAUUAUGAUGAUGAAUACUACUAGUUAUUGAUGAAAUUUCCCAAAGACUGUUUCUUUUUGUGAUUUGAAGGGACCCAAAAACAAAAAAUGUAUAAAUCGGUGGUGUAUCAAGGGGAGGUGAUGUUGGGUGAGGUAGAUAUAUACCCAGAAGUGAACAACAACAUCAACAACAAGAACAAGAAUUUUGAUGUGAAGGAAAUCAGAAUAACUCAGUUUUCUCAACCUAGUGAGAGGUGUUCACCACUUGCUGUUCUUCAUACUAUUACUACUGUUUGCUUCAAAAUGGAGUCAAAGACACAGCACCAGAAUCAGCUCUUACACUUGCACUCCUUGUGUAUCAGAGAGAACAAGACAGCUGUUAUGCCGCUGUAUGGGGAAGAAUUACAUUUGGUUGCAAUGCAUUCGCGGAAUGACGACAGACCAUGUUUCUGGGGAUUUAUUGUUGCCACAGGACUUUAUAAUUCAUCCGUCGUGUUGUUAAAUCUCAGAUGUUUGGGUAUAGUGUUUGAUCUGGAUGAAACCCUUGUUGUAGCAAAUACAAUGCGCUCGUUCGAGGAUAGAAUUGAUGCACUCCAGAGAAAAGUAAACUCUGAGGUAGAUCCACAACGAAUUUCUGGCAUGCAGGCGGAGAUCAAGCGCUACCAAGAGGACAAGAGUAUAUUGAAGCAGUAUGCUGAAAAUGAUCAGGUAGUUGAUAACGGAAAAGUGAUAAAAGUUCAAUCUGAGCUUGUUCCAGCAUUAUCUGACAGUCAUCAGCCCAUAGUUCGACCACUGAUACGGUUGCAUGAAAAAAACAUUAUUUUGACACGCAUCAAUCCGCAGAUUCGUGAUACAAGUGUUCUUGUGAGGUUGAGACCUGCAUGGGAAGAUCUUCGGAGCUACCUGAUUGCAAGAGGGCGCAAGCGUUUUGAGGUUUUUGUUUGCACAAUGGCUGAAAGGGACUAUGCGCUAGAAAUGUGGAGACUUCUUGAUCCAGAUUCAAAUUUGAUAAAUGCGAAAGAACUAUUGGGUCGCAUUGUAUGUGUUAAGUCCGGUUUGAAAAAGUCCUUGUUCAAUGUCUUCCAAGAUGGCUCAUGCCAUCCAAAGAUGGCGUUAGUAAUUGACGAUCGCUUGAAAGUGUGGGAUGAGAAAGAUCAACCUCGGGUACAUGUCGUUCCUGCAUUUGCUCCAUACUAUGCUCCUCAAGCUGAGGCAAGCAAUACUAUCCCUGUCUUGUGCGUUGCAAGAAAUGUUGCUUGCAAUGUUAGGGGUGGCUUCUUUAAGGAUUUUGAUGAUGGUCUUCUACAAAAGAUUCCUCAAAUUGCCUAUGAAGAUGAUAUUAAAGAUAUACCUCCUGCUCCUGACGUGAGCAAUUAUCUAGUUUCAGAGGACGAUGGAUCUGCUUCCUAUGGAAAUAGAGAUCCGUUUUUAUUUGAUGGCAUGGCAGAUGCUGAGGUAGAAAGAAAAUUGAAGGAUGCAAUAUCAGCAACUUCAGCUAUUCCUAUGACAACUGCGAAGUUAGAUCCCAGGCUCACUUCUUCUCUUCAGUAUACAAUGGUAUCUCCUGGUUCAGUUCCACCACCUGCACCACACGCAUCUAUGAUACAAUUGCCUCACACACAGUUCCUUCAACCUGCUACACCAGUAAAGCCAAUGGUUCAAGUUGCCCCUUUAGAAUCAAGCUUGCAUAGUUCUCCUGCUAGAGAAGAAGGGGAAGUAGGUGAAUCAGAAUUAGACCCAGAUACAAGGCGAAGGCUUCUCAUAUUGCAACAUGGACAAGAUAUUAGGGAUCAUACAUCUAGUGAGCCUCCAUUCCCCGUUAGACACCCCAAUCCUGUACAAGUUUCCACUCGUGCACCAUCACGUGGGGGAUGGUUUCCUGUAGAAGAGGAGAUUGGUUCACAACCACCGAACAGAGUACUACCUAAAGAAAUUCUUGUAGAUUCUGGUCCAUCACGUAUGGAGAAGCACCGGCCUCAUCAACCAUCCUUUUUCUCUAAGGUUGAUGGCUCUAUUUCAUCUGAUAGAGCUCUCCAUGAGAGCCACCAAAGAUUGCCAAAGGAGAUUUACCAUAGAGAUGAUCGGUCAAGAGUAAACCAUAUGCUCCCUAGUUAUCAUUCGUUAUCUGGUGAUGACAUCCUCUUUGGUAGGUCAUCUUCUAGCCACAGGGAUCUUGACUCUGAAUCUGGUAAUUCUGUAUUGCAUGCAGAAACACCAGCUGCAGUAUUACAGGAAAUUGCACUGAAGUGUGGAACUAAGGUGGAAUAUACAUCAUCUUUGGUUGCCAGCAGAGAGCUGCAGUUCUCCGUCGAGGCGUGGUUUUCUGGGAAAAAAGUUGGCCAAGGAAUUGGCAGAACUAGAAUGGAAGCGCGAUAUAAGGCUGCUGAGGAUUCUAUUAAACAUUUGGCUGAUAUAUAUUUAUCACGUGCUAAGGAUGAGCCUGGUUCCGCAUAUGGUGAUGUGAGUGGAUUUCCUAAUGCAAAUGACAACGGUUAUGUGGGUAAUGUUAGUUCUCUUGGUAAUCACCCCCUGCCUAAAGAGGAGGCGGUCUCAUUUUCAGCUGCAUCAGAUCUAUCAAGGGUUUUGGAUCCUAGGUUGGAAGUCUCCAAGAGAUCAACGGGUUCAGUCUCUGCCCUCAAAGAAUUGUGCAUGAUGGAGGGUCUUGGUGUCAAUUUUCUAUCAGUGCCUGCUCCACUUUCAACAAAUUCAGUUCAGAAAGAUGAAGUAUAUGCACAGGUUGAGAUAGAUGGCCAGGUCUAUGGUAAAGGGACCGGAUUAACAUGGGACGAGGCUAAAAUGCAGGCUGCUGAGAAGGCACUUGGAAGUCUAAGACCAAUGCAUGGCCACAGCAUUCAGAGACGGCAGAGUUCUCCCAGGCCAUUUCAGGGAUUCUCGAAUAAACGUUUGAAGCAAGAACAUCCACGAACUCUGCAGCGAUUCGCAUCUUCUGGUAGAUAUCCUAGGAAUGCUCCAGCAAUCCCGUGACAAUAUCCUAGGAAUGCUCCAGCAAUCCCGUGACAAGAGAAACAGGAUUUUCAGUCUCACUUACUGGUAUGACUGUUGUUGGGGCAUGCAUGUGUAUAUGUUACUGAUUCAGCAAUGUGAAGGGUGGUGGCUGUUGGGUUGAGACCAUUUCAACUUAAGUGGGUCGGUAUUUGUCACACCGAGCUCAAUGCCAAUAUAGAACAACACCACAUUUUGUACCAUUGUAUUAUCCUCCACUGAAAUAGGGGUGAGGUACUGGUCAAAGAUUGAUUUUGUUAGAUAAUCACAUCUUGAUGGUCCCAAUCAAUGGAGUAUUGGUUGCGUUGUGUGGAUAUGCUUCGAGACCGGUUUACAAGACAAGAUGAUGAGGCAAGUCCAAUGCAAUGCAAUGCAUACUCAAGAGUAACCAAACCAACCUAAUGAAAUUGAGAAUUGAUUCAGCGUUUAUCUUUCUCACUCAAAGUGAUGGUACAAAUACAACCAUUCAGUACAGGUCCUUUUUAUUUUUUUAAUUGGUAUUCACUUUUUUCACUAACAUAACCGGGUAGUGGUUCUAUCACCUUGAGUCCUCUAAAGACUCUGUUAUUACCAGAGUCUUGAGGUUGGUGAGUUUGCAUAGUACUGUAACAUUGAUAAUGAUUUCUAAAUGUGAUUAUUUGUCAAUUUUGUUCCCCAA